AAAAAUGAGCAGGACUGAUAGGAAGGAGUGAGGUGUGUUUGAGGGAGAUAAUCAACUCCAUAAAAAUAGGAACAUGUAGUUCUCGGAGCGCUCUGGCUGUCUGGUAACAUUCUCUAAUGAUGCAAAAAAGCAGAACUGAAGGUGACAGAAAGACAGCUGGGUAAGAAUCUCUGACGUCUCUUUGACCAGUCCGAACGCAGCCACAGAGACAGAAGACCAAAGUAAAGAGCAGAAAGAUUAAAAAAAAGAAAAACAUAAGAGCUUAUUUAGAUGUCUUACCAAUAAUGUGUGGGAUAUCCUGACCCCUGAUUUGUAGAAAGUGUUUGUUUUAUCAGUGAAGAGGGAAGGCUGCUAGAAGAAAGGCAGGAAGAAGACCACCAAAAAUUGUACGGAGGAGAAAAAAGGGGAGGCUUUAGUCUGGUCCCAGGACAUUGGAGGGAAGAGGCGGAGGGGAGUCAGACAUUCAACACCCAAGCCAAGAACCACACCACUACAACUGGGAAGACAGCUAAGUGACCAUGAGGGAGGAAACCUUCAGCAGGACACCUUCUGUUCAGAACAGCUGAAGAUAGGAGCGAAACCUCCCAGACUGUCGGCGUUUCAACCUGGAUGCCAAAAGCUUCAACCGACAACUGUCCGGUGAGGUUUGCAAGUAACCCGCAUCUGAAGCCCUCAGGGACCGGGACAAUCCAACCAAGACAAAGAGCACGUGAUGAUUGCUCUGCAUUCGCUUCUUAACCAUUUACUGCUGGAAACAGAAUCUUUAAGAAGACUUUCUCCUGUUUUAGAAAGCUUUGUUGGCCAACGUGGAGGAUGUAUUGUUCAAGACAGUCUGGAUUGACUUUUACGUCAGAAUGAGACCAGAUUUGCAAGGAAAGCUAACAGUGUCAGACUAUUCAAACUGUGUGUACAUUCCUAUUGGCUUGCCUCUUAAAGUAAGACACUGUUUUUGGAGUUAUUGUAGUAGAAAACCCACAGCUGUUUUUGGUUAGAUUCUUAGGGGAGUUAAAUAAAUGUACAGUGAAGGAAAAAUUGCUGUAAAUACCUUUACCUAAAUUUGCAAGUAAAGACGGGGCCUAAAGAGACCAGUAAUUAGUAGUGUCAAAUUAUCUUUGGCAAUUUUUCUGGAUUUUUUUGCAAGAAAAAGGAUAAAUUAAAAUCAACCGCUGAAGAAAUUUAAAACUGCUCGACUGCGCUGGGACCAUGCUGAGGGGCCUGUUUCAGAGGAAACUAAAACAUGAGAGACUGGAGGAGGAACCUGAGGUCCGAUUUAAGGGGUCGCUGGUGUCCGAGAGAAAUUUGGGAUACAAGUACAUCAGACCCGGAGGCUCCGACUACUCUCCCCCUCCCCUUCCUCGGCCUCCUCCAGUUGGCUUGACGAACGAGCACAGAGGCGGCAGUAGCCAUGGCGACCACAGUGGCGGGGGCGGAGGGGUCAACCGUGGGGUGGGUGUGGUUGGCCUUGCACCGGAGCACAUUCCCACCCCGGGAGCAGCCCUGAGCUGGCAAGCGGCCAUUGACGCUGCGCGGCAGGCGAAGAUGAUGGGGAACGCUGCGUCAGGCGGCGGGGCGGGGCUUGGAUCGGGCGGGGGCGGCCCCAUUUCCACAGCCAGCUCCACGCAAAGGAAGAGACAGCACUACGCUUCUAAACCCAAGAAACAAACCACAACGACAGCCACAAGGCCGCCGCGGGCCCUGCUUUGUCUCACACUCAAGAACCCCAUCCGCCGCGCGUGCAUCAGCAUCGUGGAGUGGAAACCAUUUGAGAUCAUCAUCCUGAUGACCAUCUUUGCUAAUUGUGUGGCCUUAGCCGUCUACAUCCCCUUCCCUGAGGAUGACUCGAAUGCCACCAACUCCAACCUGGAGCGCGUGGAGUACCUGUUCCUUAUCAUUUUUACUGUGGAGGCGUUCCUCAAGGUAAUAGCUUACGGCCUGCUCUUCCACCCCAACGCCUACCUGAGGAACGGCUGGAAUCUGCUCGACUUCAUCAUUGUAGUAGUAGGGUUAUUCAGUGCGAUUUUGGAGCAGGCCACAAAGGGAGAUGGGGCCACUCCGAUUGGAGGGAAGGCGGCAGGAUUCGAUGUCAAGGCUCUGCGGGCAUUCAGAGUACUAAGACCGCUCAGACUGGUCUCUGGAGUACCCAGUUUACAAGUCGUGUUGAACUCCAUAAUCAAAGCCAUGGUUCCUCUGCUCCACAUCGCCCUCCUGGUCCUCUUCGUCAUCAUCAUCUAUGCCAUCAUCGGCCUGGAGCUCUUCAUGGGCAAGAUGCACAAGACCUGCAUUUACAGCCAUUCAGGUACAAAUGCAGAGGAAAAACCAGCACCAUGUGCACCUGAUGGCGCUUACGGUCGGCACUGCAUGCAGAACGGAACGAAGUGCCAAGUGGGUUGGGAAGGCCCAAAUGAUGGAAUCACCAACUUUGACAACUUUGCCUUUGCUAUGCUGACAGUGUUCCAGUGUAUAACCAUGGAAGGCUGGACGGACGUGUUGUACUGGAUGCAGGAUGCUAUGGGCUAUGAGCUGCCAUGGGUCUAUUUUGUCUCUCUUGUCAUCUUUGGCUCAUUUUUCGUUCUCAACCUCGUUCUGGGUGUGUUGAGCGGAGAGUUUUCCAAGGAGAGAGAGAAGGCCAAGGCACGUGGUGACUUCCAGAAACUACGAGAAAAACAGCAACUGGAGGAGGACCUUAAGGGCUAUUUAGACUGGAUAACUCAGGCUGAAGACAUCGACCCAGAGAAUGAAGAGGAGGGCUUGGACGAUGACAAACCCAGAAACCUGAGCAUGCCAGCCAGUGAAAACGAAUCAGUCAACACAGAUAACGCUCCCGGGGUAGACGUGGAGGGGGAGACCUGCUGCACCAGACUGGCAAUUAGGAUCUCCAAAUCCAAGUUCAGUCGCUACUCUAGGAGGUGGAACAGGUUGUGUAGGCGAAAGUGUCGAGCAGCAGUCAAGUCCCAGGUUUUCUAUUGGCUGGUCAUCUUCCUGGUUUUUCUCAACACCCUGACCAUCGCCUCUGAACAUCACAAGCAGCCUCAGUGGCUAACAGAUGUGCAAGAUAUAGCAAAUAAAGUGUUACUAGCACUCUUCACUGGUGAGAUGCUCCUAAAGAUGUACAGCCUUGGUCUACAGGCGUACUUCGUGUCGCUCUUCAACAGGUUCGACAGCUUCGUCGUGUGUGGAGGAAUACUAGAGACCAUUCUAGUUGAAACAAAGAUCAUGUCUCCUCUUGGCAUCUCAGUGUUGCGUUGCGUACGCCUGUUGAGAAUAUUUAAAAUAACAAGAUACUGGAACUCUCUCUCCAACCUCGUGGCCUCCCUACUCAACUCCGUUCGUUCCAUUGCCUCCCUGCUGCUCCUGCUCUUCCUCUUCAUUAUCAUCUUCUCCCUGCUGGGCAUGCAGCUCUUUGGGGGGAAAUUCAACUUUGACGACACCAGACGGAGCACCUUUGACAACUUUCCCCAGUCUCUGCUCACUGUGUUCCAGAUUCUAACAGGAGAAGACUGGAACUCUGUUAUGUAUGACGGCAUCAUGGCGUACGGAGGCCCGUCUUUUCCUGGCAUGCUGGUCUGCAUCUACUUUAUCAUCCUCUUCAUCUGCGGAAACUACAUCCUGCUGAAUGUCUUCUUGGCCAUCGCUGUUGACAAUCUAGCAGAUGCUGAGAGUCUGACAUCGGCUCAGAAAGAAGAGGAGGAGGCGAAGGAGAGGAAAAAACUGGCCAGGCUUGCCAGUCCAGAGAAGCGUCAGGAUAACGAGAAGCCACCGAUAGAGGAAAAGAAGUGCGAGAAGAUUGAGCUGAAGUCCAUCACUUCUGAUGGAGAAACCAACACUGCAACCAAGAUCAACAUGGAUGACUGCUGUGGAGAUGAAAAUGAAGAGAAGAACCCAUAUCCUGUGAAUGAUUACAUAGGAGAUGAGGAUGAGGAGGAGCCAGAGAUGCCAGUGGGCCCGAGGCCGCGGCCGCUCUCUGACAUUCAGCUGAAAGAGAAGGCCGUUCCCAUGCCCGAGGCCCGCGCCUUCUUCGUCUUCAGCCACACCAACAAAUUCAGGGUUCUGUGCCACAAGAUUGUCAACCACAACAUCUUCACCAAUCUCAUCCUAUUCUUCAUCCUGCUCAGCAGCAUCAGUCUGGCGGCAGAGGAUCCGGUCAAGAACGACUCUUUCAGAAAUCAGAUCUUGGGCUAUGCAGAUCACGUCUUCACUGGACUCUUCACCAUUGAGAUCAUUCUUAAGAUGACAGCCUAUGGAGCCUUCCUCCAUAAAGGUUCAUUCUGUAGAAAUUAUUUCAACAUUCUGGACUUAGUAGUGGUCAGCGUUUCUCUCAUCUCUUCUGGAAUACAAUGGAUAGAGUACUUCUUAUCUUCAGGUGGUUGGUCCAGUGCAAUUAAUGUUGUAAAGAUCCUGAGAGUUCUGCGAGUGCUGAGACCGCUGAGAGCCAUCAACAGAGCCAAAGGACUAAAGCAUGUUGUGCAGUGCGUUUUUGUGGCCAUCAGAACCAUCGGCAACAUCGUCAUCGUCACUACAUUGCUCCAGUUUAUGUUUGCCUGUAUUGGAGUGCAACUAUUCAAGGGCAAGUUCUUCUACUGUAGCGACAGCUCCAAACAGACUCAGGCAGAGUGCAGAGGUUCCUACAUCAUGUAUAAGGAUGGGGAUGUGGGGAAACCAGAAAAAGCCCUGAGAAUCUGGGAAAACAGCGACUUCAACUUUGAUGAUGUCCUGCAGGGAAUGAUGGCUUUGUUUGCAGUGUCUACGUUUGAGGGCUGGCCCGGGUUGCUGUACAAAGCCAUAGACUCUCACGCUGAAGAUGUCGGUCCAAUCUACAACUACCGCGUGGUCAUUUCUAUCUUCUUCAUCAUCUACAUCAUUAUCAUCGCCUUUUUCAUGAUGAACAUUUUCGUCGGUUUCGUCAUCGUCACAUUUCAGGAGCAAGGAGAGCAGGAGUAUAAGAACUGUGAGCUGGACAAGAACCAGCGUCAGUGUGUGGAAUACGCCCUGAAAGCUCGACCUCUGCGUCGCUACAUCCCCAAGAACCCUUAUCAGUACAAGGUGUGGUAUGUGGUCAACUCUACCUACUUCGAGUACCUGAUGUUCACUCUCAUCCUCCUCAACACCAUCUGUCUGGCCAUGCAGCACCAUGGACAGACCAAAAAUUUCAAUGAUGCAAUGAACAUCCUCAACAUGCUCUUCACAGGACUGUUCACAGUAGAGAUGAUCCUAAAAUUAAUCGCCUUCAAGCCCAGGGGGUACUUUAGUGAUCCCUGGAAUGUGUUUGAUUUCCUCAUCGUAAUUGGCAGCAUAAUAGACGUCAUUCUCAGUGAGAUCAACCAUUAUUUUGUUGAUGCAUGGAACACAUUUGAUGCCUUGAUAGUUGUGGGUAGCAUUGUUGACAUAGCGAUCACUGAGGUUAACCCAGCUGACUCGUCCUCGUCCUCCUCCUCCUCUUCGUCCUCCUCCUCUUCCUCUUCUUCCUCCUCUCACCCCCAUGUGGUAAGGCCAAUGGGACUUCAGAAUUCUGAAGAGAACGCCAGGAUCUCCAUCACCUUCUUCCGGCUGUUCCGCGUGAUGAGGCUGGUGAAGCUGCUAUCUCGCGGGGAAGGGAUUCGGACCCUGCUGUGGACCUUCAUCAAAUCUUUCCAAGCUCUUCCUUAUGUAGCUCUGCUAAUAGUGAUGCUCUUCUUCAUAUACGCCGUCAUCGGUAUGCAGAUGUUUGGUAAGAUAGCGCUGCGGGACAACACGCAAAUCAACAGGAACAACAAUUUCCAGACGUUCCCUCAGGCAGUGCUGCUGCUCUUCAGAUGUGCAACCGGUGAGGCGUGGCAAGAGAUCAUGCUGGCGUGUUCGCCCAAACACCCAUGCGAGAAAGGGUCAACCAAUGAAAACAGCACAAUCCAUGACGAUUGUGGCAGCCAGUUUGCCAUUAUUUACUUUGUCAGCUUCUACAUGCUGUGUGCCUUUCUGAUCAUCAACCUUUUUGUGGCUGUAAUAAUGGACAACUUUGACUAUCUGACACGUGACUGGUCAAUUUUGGGGCCUCAUCAUCUUGAUGAGUUUAAGAGAAUCUGGGCCGAAUACGACCCAGAAGCCAAGGGGAGGAUAAAACACCUUGACGUGGUCACCUUGCUCCGGAGAAUUCAGCCUCCCCUCGGUUUUGGAAAGCUCUGUCCACACCGGGUGGCGUGCAAGCGCCUGGUAUCGAUGAAUAUGCCUCUGAACAGCGAUGGGACGGUUAUGUUCAAUGCCACACUGUUUGCUUUGGUCAGAACUGCACUCAGGAUCAAGACAGAAGGUAAUCUGGAGCAGGCUAACGAGGAGCUAAGAGCAAUUGUGAAAAAGAUCUGGAAGAGAACCAGCAUGAAGCUGUUGGAUCAAGUAGUGCCCCCUGCUGGCGAUGAUGAAGUAACAGUUGGAAAGUUCUACGCCACGUUCCUCAUCCAAGAAUAUUUCCGCAAGUUUAAGAAGAGAAAAGAACAAGGCCUGGUGGCCAAGGUGCCUCCCAAAACUGCCCUUUCUCUGCAGGCGGGCCUGCGGACGCUUCAUGACAUCGGACCAGAAAUCAGAAGGGCCAUCUCUGGAGACUUGAACGUGGAGGAGGAGAUAGAUAAAGGCAUAAAGGAAUCCAUGUCAGCUGCAUCUGAGGACGAUAUCUUCAGGGUAAAGCGAACUGGUGGCUUGUUUGGCAACCACGUCAACUACUACAACCAGACUGACGGCCGUGGGUCCUUUCCGCAGUCCUUCACCACUCAACGUCCCUUGCACAUAAGUCAGAAAGGUUCUCCGUGCGAAGGGGAAAGUCCAUCAAAUGAGAAGCUGAUGGACUCGACCACGUUCACCCCUUCAUCAUACUCCUCAUCAGGUUCAAACGCCAACAUCAACAACGCCAAUAACACUGGAAUGACUGGAGUAACGACCCAGGGCAUCAGUCGAUUCCCAAGUCCGUCCAUAAGCACGGUGGAUGGGCACACAGGCCAGCCCCUCACACCAAUCCUACUACCUAGAUCAGCAUGGUGUUUCCCUCCAAAAAGGAUGUUUUAUGACACCCUCAUGCGCUCGGACUCGAGUGACAGUCGUCUGCCAAUCAUCCAGAGAGGGGAGGGGUCAACAGAAGAGACGUACGAUGAGAGUUAUGGUGACAACAGGGAGUACGAGGACGAUGAGCACUCACUUUCUUCUGACAUGUUGGUGUGUCAUGAUGAAACAUGUAAACAGCUCACUCCUAUGGAGGAAGCAGAAGAAGUAGGGGAGCAAAAAGGAGGAGGAAGGUGGCAGUCUCCACAAAGAGUCUUCCUCUGUCCAACUACCCUGGCACGGAGAUCUUCCUUCCAUCUGGAGUGUCUCCGGAGGCAGACAAGGCCAGAUGUCUCGCAGAAGACUGCUGUACCUUUACAUCUUGUACAUCACCAGGCUCUUGCAGUGGCAGGUUUGAGUCCCCUUUUGAGAAGGAGUCACUCACCUACCCUCUUCAGCCGACUGUGUUCCACGCCUGCAGCUAACCCCACAGACCAAUGCAGUGAUGCCUCCUACCAGCGAGUUCCUUCUCUAAGACUAGAGGGCUCCAACUCUCAUGAAAAGCUCAAUACCAGCCUGCCUUCUGUAAAUUGUGGGCCCUGGUACAACGACAGUAAUGGGAAUAGCCCAGUGGACAGUCCUAGCCCUACGCCAGUGUCCAGUCAAAGGGCACCGCGGCCAGUGUCACUCACUGUACCAUCGCUUUUGGGGAAGGACCCCAGCUCGCUGUCUCAUGGCAGUGCAGGCAGUCUAGUGGAAGCGGUUCUUAUAUCAGAAGGUUUGGGUCAUUUUGCCCAGGACCCUUCUUUCAUUGAGGCAACCAAAGCCGAGUUAGCUGAUGCCUGCGACAUGACCAUUGAGGAGAUGGAGCACGCAGCCAGCAACAUUCUCAACGGCAACACCGCCACAGACCCCACAUCAAGCAUCUCUUCCACCUCUCAGCUCAGCCCGAACGGGAGCCUCCCCUGCCACAAUGCAGCAGCAGCAGCAACGCACAGGGACCGAGUCGCCAGCCUGAGUCCCAGCGAUGCGGGGGCAGAGGCUGGAGGGGGCCGGGGCUACAUCCACGGUCCAUCCUCUAUAGAGGAGCGACAGGAACUGCUAGCUAGAGGGGGAGGGCGAGAAGAGGAGGAGGAAGAGGCAAAUGUGAGGGAAGAGAGGCCCCACAGAAGUUCAGCUGUAGUCGCAGGAGCACGGCAGAAGAACAGCAGGCUUUUGGAGGAUGAGGAUUUGGAGUGUGUGACGAGCUUGUAGGUGCCGCCUCGGCAGCUUAGAUCAGCAAACUGGCCCAUAACAGGCUGAGGUUUGUCAGUGCUGGUGAACAGUGCGGCGGCUGGUUGGUUCACUCUGUCACUCUGGACAAUGGCGGCCAGCGAUGCACCUUUAACACAAGACUUUGUCGGGUUUAAUUGAGUUAGUAUGUGUGUCUGCAGUAAAGUAUAUCAGACUAUAUACUAUCUGAGUGUGUGCUUCUGUGUGUCUGUGUGUGUGUUUUUCUCUAUUUGUACUCGUAUGUGUGUGUUCACCACACGUGUCAGAGUGUGGCUCUAAAGUGCCUCACAGUUUUAUCAUGUCCUCAACCUGGGAUGAGCAGGAAAAUGGAGACAAGCAAAAAAAAAAGACAAAGGACAGACUGAAUGGAAGAAAGAUCAAACAAAGAAGCAGGAAGUCCUUUUAUGGACUGUAUGUUAAUGUUUUCAUUUCCUAUGCCUAAUUUAGUGGUGUGUUAUUGUUGUCUGACUGGCCGCCAUGACGCCAGGUAGAGGACAAGAGACCAGCUCAUGGAGGGUCACUUGAAGAAUACCAUCUGACCACAGCCCCACCUGUGGUCAAAGGUCAACUAGUUCUUCGUUUAACGAUGAUGAAGCGCUGUAUUGUGUAAACGGGGACAAGAAUGCCCCAUUUAAAUCCGGUAUCUCCUCCUCUUCCAAAGCUACAGGAACCUGGAGCACAGUCCUGCCAGCCCGAGAGUGGAUUUAGGGGACACGCUGCUCCCAGCCAGGUGUGGGAGGGAGGAUUGGAGGAAUGAUUUAGCAGCCACAACAGGGCUGUAACAGGAAGGGGGGAAACUUCCUGGCCAACAGGGAGAUAGCUGGCUCUUUUUUUCUCAGCUGGUUUUCUCAACUGGACUCCAGCAUGAGACCAACUCACUUCGACGUGGCUCCACCACAUCCACCCUUUCCUUGUUUGGCUCCACCAAACAGGAAACUAGAGGAGCAACUGGUGGAUUAGCAGAGGCAGAAAGCUCCCCUCUCCCCCCUUCUCUGCCUCAUACCUCACUGUUCCUCACUCCUUUCUCUAUCCUAUCCUUCCUCCCUCUCCUUUGCUAUCUUACAACCACUCACCCCUUAUAGUUGGAUUUGUGUGCUUUUUUCAGCACUUGAGGAGGCGAAUAUUUGUCAUGCAGUGCUACCCAGAUGGUAAAGUGGAGGGAAGAAUGGGAGUGACCAAUUGAAAGGAAGAAAUAAAAAGAACACUCUGGUCAAGGGGUGGGGGUGUUCUGCAGCAGAAAUGCCGUCAAUCAACUUCAUUUCCUUCUCUGGGGCACCUCCUCUUCCUGUCAGCUUGGAAUCCUGUCGGAUUUGCUGCCACACACUCUUUCUACAGACCGUGCCCACUAUGUAUUUAACAGUUCAAUAUUGUGCAAAACUGGCUAGCCAUGACAAUAUUUUGUUUUAUAUUCAUGACGUUAUUGUUUUAAUUUAUCUUUGAUUUGUUUGCACAAUCGGGGUGCUGGUCUUAUAAAUGUAUUUUUGCUCGGUUUAUUUUUAGGAAAAAUUUUUAGAGGUUUUAAGUAUCGAAGCAGGGCGUAGUGUGUGCGGGCGAGUGUACCUAUAAAUGUGUGUGCAUAUGCGUGUCUGCAUUUUAGUACAACUUAUGAGUGUGUGAGAUGGAGUGUGUGUGUGGGAGGGUCUUUCUCUCUAUCUGUAUGCACCUUUUACAGAUUCUAUUUAUUUAUUUAUUUUUUUCCAGAAGAGAAAAUCUGUGGGAAUGUGUGUGUGUGUGUGUGGUUUCUUGUGUACUAUAAAAAGCUGAUUUUAAGCCUAUACAGUAAAUUAAGGUAGCAUUACAAGUAUGUUAUGUGUGUGAGGGUGUGUCUGUGUAGAAAUGGGCCUCCUUAACACAGGGUUAACGUGGACAGGCAUACUUCCAAAGCUUUGUGGUUACUUUAGCACGGUUUUUAUUUUUCUUAGCCAAGUGGCAGAGAGAAAAGUGUCAUUUUGAGCUCUAGUCAUUGCAUAGCUUUUCUUUACUGCCCCAUUUGGAUACAGGUUGGGGUGAGGCAGAUAAAACUGCUGAUCAGGAAGUAUAUAGUAUUUGACCAGAGGUUAGGAAGCCUUUCACAUAGGGAUGUUUUAAUUAGAAGUAUUUGCCUCCAGUAAACAAUUCAAACAAUACAAGAAUAUUGUCAAAUGAUUUAGCCAAUACAGAAUGAAAGUUCAUAAGUUCAUCAAGAUUGAUACCAUGUAUAUGCCUGAAAACUAAUAUAAAUAUUUUCAAAUUGGCACUUUAUUAUAAUCGUCAUGAAUAAAUCAUUAAUUAACUAUGAUAAAUCGCCUUUUUCAGUGCUAUUUUCCCAGCACAAUUACAUUUAAAAAUCACUUAAGUGGAACCUGUCUGAUGACACAAAGUAGGCUAAAGUCCAAGUCUAAAAAAAAAAAAAAAAAAAAAUCAAGAACAGAAGAGAAAAAGUCAGUGACAUCUCAAUACAGCCUAAAGAGGGUUACAGUAAUUUCCCGACUCCAGCAAACCACUGGGGGCCACAGAGUCCACAAAUACAGAAAACAGAGGACAGUGAUAGUGAUAAAUCUUCCCAGGAGUGGCAAAAGAAAUUAUCAUUUGAAAACUGCAUUUUGUAUUCACUCAGGUAAUCUUUUUUACUGAUAUUAAAAAGUCUUUGGUUGUCUGAAAUAUUUAGGUUUGGCAAAUAGCCAAAAGCAGAAUAAAUCUCAAAGAAAACAAAUACUUGUCAAAACCCUGUCUUGUAUCAAUAUAAAACGGGAGAAAUCCAUUAUCAAUUAUUAAUUCACCUAUGAUUCAAUAUUUUCGGGGACGUGUGGCAACUUUAUACGCCUUACCAAUAACACUCUGGACAUAACGUUAGAUAUUUCCUCACUAAAGGAGUUUCUGCAGGAUCAUCCAAUGUUUAACAAAUAUCUGACUUGGCAAAUAUUGAUAGCCUUCAACAAGCUCACAUGUUGCUAACGCUUAUGUUUUCAUGCAGAGUAGUUUGCUGUAGUGCUAAGCAAAUGCUAGCAGGUUUACUCUCUGUUUUGUUAAAAGUUGUUUAUAAUAUGGCUCAUAGAAUAUUCCAGUAUGGUUCCAGCUCAUCGUCUUUGAACGUAACUUGCAUAAGAAGUUGUUCCACUGCGUAGGACACCUAAAAUCAACCACUAUUUUUGGUCUCAGGAGUUGAGUUCAGUGUUCAGACUUGGGACAUCCCUUAUUACUACAGUGGCAAUUGUCCUUAUUCAUAACAACAGAAAAGUUUAAAUUUUUACUGCCACAGUAACACGUCCAUGAAUAAUUAGGGCUGUUGUCCAGUUGCUGCAAGACUUUUAAUAAAACCUCUUUGAGACUCCUAUCACAAAAAUAUUUUAUUCCCAACACACAAUCGAGAAACAUGGAUUUUCAGAGUGAUUUCAUUCACUGGUUAGAUUGGUUGCUGGAUAAAUUGUAAUACAAGCUAGACUCAUUUGUCAUGUAUGAUUGUGCAUCUGGAAAAAUUAUUUGGUCGCCUUGAAGGGAGAAUGGCUGUAAGAUUUUUUUGUCUCCAACUAAAUAGCAGGUUAAUUUUUUUUUUUAGAAUAAAUUUACAUUUAUUACUUAAUUAUAAAGUGGACCUACUUGAGACAAGGUCAUAGCAUGUUUUGAUCCGAGAUGCAGCUUUUUGAGGAACUUUGGAGGAUUUUUUUUAAAACAAACAAUUUAGACAAGCAUCUUAAUGCAAAGAAAAUUAAGUAAAAUUGCUAAAAUUUAACUCUGAUGUAAAUACAUCAAAAUAUUUGAUUGAAACAGCUAAAGCUGAACCAAAGUGGUAUAUAUUUUUAAGCCAUUACUGACAACAGUAAUUUUAACUAAAUUCCAACAGGUUGGAAAAGCUUUUGUCAUCCGAUGUCCCAUUUUUAUAAAUAAAACUGAAAUAAAUAACAGCUCACACAGAAACACCAUCAUACAUCGCAUAGGCCCAAAAUGGGUUGGUUUUUUUUGGAGUCCCAUCACUGUCGUGCUCUACAUGUGAAACAGAGCAGGUUUGUGGCAGUGGAGAGUAUGCAUAAACACACUGCCAUACACUGCAUCCUGUGCCAGUAACAGACUUCUGUCAUUAUUAUGCAAUCUAAAUGUGAAUGUUGAGUGGGUUUAUAGCUGCAGUGCUGUUACCGUCUUGUGUUUUUGAUCAUACCCUGAAGUCUGGGUCCUCACCUUACCCUUCCCAAACUUCCAUAGGAGCCUGCGGCUUCAUUAAGAUUACCUUAGCAUUUCUUACAGUUAAUCUGAACCCAUCUGGAAACCCAAACCGGAAAGUCAAUUUCUUGGCCAUUUGCUCAUUUAUGUUGUAAGCUGUUUCACCCGAAUGUCUAAGGUGGAGAGAUAUGGUUUGUUUGAACCCUGAGCAGCAUUUAAAUUCAGAUCAAAUAAGCACUGUCUAUCAUUGCUUGGUUUCUGUUUUUUUGUUGUUUAAAUAGUUUGGAAGACGCUACUCUUAAAUAUUUAUACUCAUCUACUGACAGAUAUGGGGACUGUCUCAAUGACAGAUGUUAUAUAUACUGUAAUUUAUUUAAGGUGAAACAUGUUCACUUCUUUUAUCCUGACAUAUGCACAAAGCAGUAUGCGCAUAUCAGAAGUGCCCCACCAGACUUGCUUUGUGUCUUUCUUUUGCCAGUAUGAGAGAUUCAGAGCCUUGUGGUGUCCCCGUGUGAAGUCAGCAGCAUUGCCGUUAGCAUGACCGUUGAGGUGUUGCCGUAAUGAUAUAAGCAGGUGGGAACCUGCAAUCCACAAGAUAUGCAAAAACAAUGCAAUAACAAUGACUGUGUACAAAGAUCCUGAAGUAAACGUGUGUGUGAAAGUCUACAAAAAAAAAAAAUCAAAAAUUUGCUUCAAGAUGUGUCAUUUUCUCAUUAACUCAGUGGUUUCCACUUUACAAAAGACCUAAAAUACUUGAAAUCAGGUACAUUACAGUGCAGUAUAGUUAAGUUGUAUUUAUCUGUCUUUUGUCGCACUAGAGUCUUGGUUGAAUCUGACCAGCAACAAGUGUUUUUCUUGCUGCUGAAUAACAAUCUAGUUACAGCCGAGUCACAGUGAAAAAAAUAUUCUUUGUUUUUUUCGAUAAGCAGAAAAACGCAGCUCGCUUCAUGUUCCUGUCUCGACCCCUUUCUGGAUUUGUCUGUUUUGCUUUUUAGGUGCAUUUCUGAAUGAGUUAAGCUCUUUUCUUCAGAUUCAUCGGCAUCGAAUGAAGUCUGCAUGUUGAUUAGUCGUUUCAUACUCAUUACGUAUCAUAUCACCUUGACAAACAGUAGCGUUUUCUACCUAUAGUGCACAUUACAACAUUGGACUUGUGGCAGAGAGAUGACUGGAAGAUGAUUUUGCAUAUCUUGUGUCUUAUGUGGCUUGUUUUAUACUUUCUGAUACCCUGAGAUACCGAGAGAUACUAAAACAUUAGUACGCAGAAUACAUUAGCUCCCAAGCCUAAACAGGCUUUUCUAACACGAGUUUUAUUUUGCUUUUCUUUAAUAAUUUGCUCCACAAACCUGUAGAAGAUGAACCAGUGGCAACUGUUUCUAUUAAAAGGACCAAAAAGUUAAUAUUUUCUUCAUAAAUGUAUUUUCUUACCAGGCCAACGGUGAUUAUGUUAAGUGGCGAAUAUGACAAAUUUCCAUGAUUACUACACAUAUGAAUCAAAAGCAUUGCAAUUUGUUUUUGUUUUUUGUGCUGGUUCCAUCCACCAAAUGAAAACUAUGGAUCCAUUACAUUGCUAAAACCGUUCCUACUCCUGCGUUUCAUGAAUCCCUGUUGUCUUUAUGUACAUUUGGAGUAGCAGUCUGUCAGUGUAAUUUACUCAGUCCAUGCUUUGAUGAAAAUUACUCCCUCUGCAGGUCAAAGUGAAAUAAUAUACAGAAGUGAAAGCAAAAAUUGAUAAAUGCUUGUUUUUCCCCCUAUCCCACUUUUGGCAGAAUGAUGACAAUCUGGCAGUUGAUGACAAUGGAAAGGCUAUUUUGGAAAGUAUUUGAGGGAAUGAUAUUUUGAACUUUUUGGGUGGCUUAAGUUCUUACAUGGUGGAUUAUAUAUAAAAAUAACAUUCACAUGCAUGAGGCUCUCUCUCUUUAGAGGUACAAAUUAUUGGUCUUAUAUAGCGGAUUAUAUCUUUUGUCUCACCACUAGCUAAAGAUUGUAUAUUUUUAUAUACUAUAUAUAUAGCAAAAAUGUAUACAAAUAUAAAUAUUUAAUCACAAGAAUGUCAAAAUAAGGAGCAGGAAGGGGACCUAUAUGAGAAUGUAUUUGGAUUGGAUGUCUUAUGUGGGCCUAAUAAUAGGUGGCACUCCCAAUACGUUGACUGUGUUUUUAGCCAAAAGUAAAACCUGAAAUAAUAUGGUCUUCUGAAGAAAAAUAUAACAUCAUUCAUUGUUGCACAUGAAAUGCUUGCAAAGAGAAACAAAAUUGUUUGCAACAUUUCUGGAAAUUUUUUAAAUAUUGCUUAUUGGAAGGUUUUCAUGGGAAUUGACGCUAAUAAAAAGGAAAUUAUGGACAUUAGUAAAAAUAUUUUCCAUAGUAGACAUACAUAAAACAUGUUAGUUAAACAAUAACACUCGACCUUAAAUUUAUUCAAAAAUUCCACCAAAAUUUUAAGUAGUACAGUGAUCCCUCGUUUUUCGCGGGGGUUACGUUCCUAAAAGAACCUGCGAUAAGCGAAAUCCGCGAAGUAGGAACUUUUAUUUUUUUUAACAAUUAUUAUAUGAUGACAUACUCCAUAAUACAUUUAAAUCAAAGAACAAAAAUUUUUUUACAAGGCCAAGCAUUUUUAACAAAUAAAAGUACUGUGCAAAUGUUUUUGGUUUUUUUACAAAUAACUACUAUACUGAAAAAUAAUAAUUUUAAUCAUCAAUACGAAGUGAAGGCUUCAAAUUGCAUCGCCCCACCGCAACCCGAGUCAUUGGAUUAGAACGGGAAAAAUAUGAUUAUGAAAAAUAAUACAAAGUGCAGUUGGACAAAUAGUGAUUCACCUGUAUUUCACCUCUCAUCCUGACUCCGCUCUGUCGCGUUUUUGUCUUCUAAAGCCCGCGGUGCAGGUGUGUUUGUUUGGGAGAAGAACAGUUAUCAGUAGCUGUUGUCGCUCUUUUUUCUUCUGGGCAAAAGGGUUCUUAUAAACCGACAUGCCACCAUCGAUUAUGUUAAAUUUGGCAAGCUGUUUUUACGUACGUGUACAUAUUAAACCACAACAUUAUUGACACACACAGGUGGAGAAGCAGCGGAGAGACUGUUUAGCCAAUCAGAAUGCUGAACACAAUGCAAAUCCGCGAAGCAGCAAGACCGCGAAAGGUGAACCGCAAUAUAGCGAGGGUUCACUGUACAAGGAAUCAAAUGUAUGUCUUUAAUCUUUAAUCUUCUGGUGCUCUUUGGUCAAACAUGUGACCUUAAUUCAGUUCAAAUCAAUUAUCCAUAAUGGUCCAGGGUUUUCCAAACAAAUUUUCUUGUUAAAAGGCAGUGUUGUUUUCUAAACUUUACGUUCACUCCUACAAAUUCUUGUUAAUUUCCAUGGAGAGUUUCCAACUUUGAAAAUUCCUGAAAUUUUGCAACUACUUUUGUGUAAUUUAUACACAAAGUAAUCUGAGGAUGUUGGUAACCAUUUGAAUCAUUCUGCUGCAUUUCGGAUUUUUCAGUCCUACAAGUACAGCGAAUUGUUGGUUUAGAAAAAGACUAAGUGAAAACAGUGGAUAUCUGAUCACCAUUAGCGUUACAACUUCGGUUAAAAAAAAAAAAGAAAAAAAAAAAAAGGAGGCCCUUUGUUUAAAUGUUAAACAUCACGGUAUUCAUGGACCUGAAAUCUAACAUGUUUUGCUUGCAUUUGUCUUCGACACGUCAACCUACCAGCAACCCGUCAACACAGGUCAAGGUCUGCUCAUAAACCCCAACUGUAGCACUGAGAGACGCGUCGCUCUGGAAUUAGUCCUACAUCAGCAAAACACGCAUUAUCCUAGCAACAAGCCAAAAAAUAAAUAAAUAAUCAACCUCUUAAGGACUAGAUUUCCAUAUAUUGUGAAUAACCAUAAUUGUGUAGCUUCUAUGCUUAUCUUCCUAGAUGAAUUUGGAGGACUUGAACUACGUCUGUAUAGAUUUUUAUCUGCAUUUUUUGCAGGCUAGAACGCAACAUACAAUUUGGUUAACGUCUGGCUAGUUGAUUUUAGCUUCACGCCGAUAUGAUGCUACUGCUGCUUUUCACACUACAGGUUCCAGACGUAGAAUCAGAAUAAAUGGUCUUAUGUUAAAGAUUUUAAAAGAAUAUUUCAUGUUUUUAAAGAACAUAUUGGGUUGAUCCUAAGAAUGAAGUUUGAGCAGAUUUUCUUUUGGCUAAGGUGAUCUAAAUUAGUUAUGCUUCUGUGACAGAAAUAUGUGAUGAGGGUUUGAAUGAUGAUAGAGGGAAGCUGCUGUAUAUUAUUUUAAACCACAUACAAUCUUAAAGUAUUAAGAGUUUUCCAUUUUUGCAAGCAUGAGGCCGGGAGAGAAUUUUCCUCACAUUUCCUUAAUGUGGAUCUACCAUUGUUGCAACUGAAGUGCUUUAUAUUUUUCUUGUAAAUCAAAGUCUUAGUUGUUCAUGGUAAAAUCAUGACAAAAUAUUUUAAGAUUGCUAUUUUGAAUAGAAAUUUUAUUAUCUUUUCUAGGUAAAGUUAGCAUAGUCUGUUGAUGGAAAAAAAAUCUAAUUAAAAACGCUGAUUCUUCUGUUUUUGGAGGCCAAAAAGAAACAUCUCUGUGUUUGCUAUACAGAUAUUAUUUUGAUUACAUUGAUAAAGCAGACAGAAAAAGGGCAGAAAGUACAAUAUGGGAUAUAUUAAUAUAUAUACAUAUAUAUAUGAGCGAUUUUAAUGAAACUGAUGUAUUUUAGAUAUUAAAAUUAUAGAAAGAUAUCAAAAUUACAAAAUGUAAAAUGACAUCCUGAUGCAGGAUGUUUGAUUCUGUUGUAUGAUUUUGAUGUUUAAAUAAUAAUAAUAAUAAUAAAAACAUCAGGUUUUCAGUUCCCAUGUUGUGAGAGUUUUGGAAUUGUGCAGACGCAGGCUUUUUUCUAUUUUUGACCAAGAGGGCAGCAGUGUUCCUGGUUUUAUUAUAAACAAGAUGCUUCUAUUAAAUUGACACUAAUAAGUUUACUUUUUGCAAAGAUAUCUUGUUAUUGUUGUUGCUUGUGCGAAAAAAAAAAAAAUGGAAUCUUAAUUUUGUGUUUAUUGAUAAAAUAGAAGUAUAGCUGAGAGCAGUGCGAGAUUCUGCAGAAACUGUAUUGGGAUGAUGUAUGGAAGGUAUGCAAGACUAACACUUACAAACAAUUAAUUUGCAAUCUGUAAAAUAUGCUUUGGUUUAUUGUUUUUGGUUUUUUGUCUGUUUUGCCAGUGUGGUACUUCUUUACUGAGCAUAUCAAAGGUUGGUGGUGAUGAGCUGCCUGCAUCCUUUUUUUCUGGAGGCAACAGAAGCGAUUUGCUUGUACUGUAGGAUUUAAUCAGCAUGCAGAAUAACUAUGUAUAAAUCACUCAUUGUGUAGCAGCACAUACAUCAGCACCUUUAUGUCAACAGGAUGACUGUUUUAAUAGGUCGUUGAAAAGCCUUGUGCUUCUUCCUUUGAUUUGUUUGUAUUUUUUUAUAGUUAUGCAAACAGAGUAAACCCCAAAAUCUUGGAAUCUCCACUAAUGUGGCACAAAUAUUGCUUUUUUUUUUUUUUUUUUAAGAAAAAAAGGAAUUACAGCCAAACCCUCUUUCAUUUAUUACUGAAUAAAAUACAAUGUCUGUGUAAUGCAAAUCGGUGUAUUAGAACCCUGAGGCAUAUAGGAGCAGCUUUGCAAAGCAGCAGCAGUUCUCAUCCUCAUUAGAGUUGAAUGUUUCUGCUUUCAUUUUGUCUCUUACUGCUGAUUUUACACACAAGAGCUACUUUAUGUUGCACUAAAAAUAAUUUUGAAAAUCCACACAAGGAUCCCUUGAAUGUAGGAGACAGUGAUGAUCUUACUGGAAAUGUUUAGGGUGAGACAAUGGAGUGAAAGGACAGUAUUUCAUAGCCAAUUGUCUUAGCCACCCACAUGUCACUUAGGUCUCUGCAGGUUUCUCUUUUUAGAGCACAAAGAGUUAGGUGCAUAUAGGCCUUGUGUCUGUGUGAUGCAGCUUCUAUCAGUGUUUUCAUCUAGUCAUCGAUAGCGGCAGGAGAUCCACAGCUCCAUAUAAGGUAAAGGUUAAGGAAAGCUCUUUUUCAUUCCUUCAUCAUCCAAGUGAAUGCCUGAGGUGUGUGGGUCUGCUCUCCUGUCAUCAGCAGUGUCUUAUGGUCCUAUUUGUGUCUUCAGUUGCUACUCAUGCAAAGUGUUAAAGGGCCAUUACUGAUAGGACUGAGCAGUUUGUUUUUAUUCAUCUGAAAGAUGUUUCUCAUCACUCAAUUUUCCUUCGGAAGCAGGUGAUCACACCAAGACCAAUUUGUUGUAAUGUUACUAAAGGCACUACUGUUAAAUGUGACAUUAACAGCACUAUUUAUGGUCUAAAUAAUGAAUUAGAGUAUGUUAUUGUGCUUGGUAGCUUUGGAGGCAGGUGGCCAUUUUUGUAGUUCUUAAACAUAAGCCACUCCCCCUCCACAGCAGGUGGGAUUUCACUGAUACCAAUUUUGCAAAGUGACAGGCCCAACAUAUUUUAGUUUCCUUACAUUGUCAUUUGGUCUCUUAGCGAUGACUGCAUGGUGUCUUAGUUUACACACCCUUAUUUUCUUCUUCUCUUUCUUUUUUUCUAAAGAUAAAAUUCUUUUUUUUUAUUCUGUCAAUUUAAUUUAGGUAUUAGAAAGGGAAAGAAUACAAAUUAAAUAAAUCAGAAUAUUAAUUCAAUCACUUUUUCUACUCCUAUUUUCCAUAAAAAUUAAAGUACAAAAAAAUACACAAAAAAAAGUUGAUUUGUAAAUACGUUAUGUACAGUUUGUAUCUGUAACUUGUCAGUCUGUCAUUGGUGACAGAGUCUGUCUUGCUUAUAACGCACGCUACCAGUAAAUAAAAAAGGAAAAAGUAUAUUUAGACUGUAUGGUCCCUUGAAGCAAGUUUUAAAUUAAUAUCUGAUGUAUAUUCCUGUAACAUUGCAUUUUUAUCUGAGGAAUGAUGUUAUUAAAAAAUUGCAAAUAAAUUGCAUUUCCUACA
This is a messenger RNA of Gambusia affinis (western mosquitofish), 19355 nucleotides long. RefSeq names its product calcium channel, voltage-dependent, L type, alpha 1C subunit (gene cacna1c). Gene Ontology annotation, molecular function: high voltage-gated calcium channel activity. NCBI's taxonomy places the organism in Eukaryota, Metazoa, Chordata, Actinopteri, Cyprinodontiformes, Poeciliidae. The record is from RefSeq and is a predicted model, not a curated record. Gene Ontology annotation, biological process: calcium ion import across plasma membrane. The coding region runs from base 1204 to 8253 and encodes 2349 amino acids. Gene Ontology annotation, cellular component: membrane; voltage-gated calcium channel complex. The transcript is spliced from 54 exons.